CGGGUUCCGGGCGCGGAAAGCGCGCGCGCCAGGUCGGGGGCGGGGGGACCCCAUGGAGGCGGACUCGGCGGCCAGCCCGAACCCCGGGGCUCCGGAACCGCAGGCGGUGGGAGCCCCGAGCACGAUCGGCAGCCUGCUGUGCCGGAUCCGUGGUAAAGUCUUCACCUGGAACAUUUUGAAAACCAUUGUUCUGGGUCAACUGCUGUCAUUAUGCAUAUGUGGGACGGCCAUCACGAGCCAGUACUUGGCAGAAAAGUACAAGGUGAACACCCCCAUGCUCCAGAGCUUUAUCAACUAUUGCCUCCUGCUUCUGGUUUAUACAGUGAUGCUGGCAUUCAACUCAGGCAGCGAUAAUCUUCUAGAUAUUCUGAAAAGAAAAUGGUGGAAGUACAUCUUGCUGGGAUUAGCGGAUGUGGAGGCAAAUUACCUGAUUGUCAGGGCGUACCAGUACACCACGCUCACCAGUGUCCAGCUGUUGGAUUGCUUUGGGAUUCCUGUGUUGAUGGCCCUCUCGUGGUUUAUUCUACGCGCAAGAUACAGAGUGAUCCACUUCAUCGCUGUGUUUGUCUGUCUGCUAGGUGUGGGAACCAUGGUUGGGGCAGACAUAUUAGCAGGGAGAGAUGAUAAUUCAGGGAGUGAUGUCCUGAUUGGGGAUAUACUGGUUCUGCUUGGAGCUUCCCUGUAUGCGGUUUCUAACGUGUGUGAAGAAUACAUCGUGAAAAAGCUGAGCAGACAGGAGUUUUUAGGAAUGGUGGGCUUGUUCGGCACCAUCAUCAGCGGCAUACAGCUAUUGAUCGUGGAAUAUAAAGAUAUUGCCAGCAUAAAAUGGGACUGGAAAAUUGCCCUGCUAUUUGUGGCCUUCGCCCUCUGUAUGUUUUGCCUGUACAGCUUCAUGCCACUGGUGAUUCAAGUCACGAGUGCCACUUCUGUCAACCUGGGCAUCCUCACGGCUGACCUCUACAGUCUCUUCUUUGGACUCUUUCUAUUUAACUAUAAGUUUUCUGGACUCUACAUCCUGUCGUUUACCGUGAUCAUGGUGGGCUUUGUCCUGUACUGCUCCGCCCCGACACGCACGGCAGAGCCCGCGGAAAGUAGCGUGCCUCCGGUCACCGUCAUCGGCAUCGACAACCUGGGGCUGAAGCUUGAGGAGAGCGGGCUCCCAGACACCCACUCUGCAGUCUUGUAGCUGGAGAUGACAGUGUACUCCCUGCGCACCCCCCACCCCCCAGAACACACAGUGUCCUCCACCAGGGGACACGACCAGGUUCACAGCAACCACUUCCACAGCACUGGAUAGCGGGCAUCCACUGGAAGGAACUUUGAACAAUGUAGCCAAAGUAGAAAUGCCAGACUAGAGCAGAACCCCUCCAAGGUGAGGGUUGUGUUUCUCCGUGAUCAUGACCAGUUCCACUUUGUGCCAGAGACAAGGUUGCCAGUCCUACCCAGGGCUCUGAGAGGCCUCCUGGGAGAAAGUAGCCAACAGUGGACUGAGCCCUGGGUCAGGAACAGGAACCUGGGUCUGGGUGGGUUUCCUUUGCUGGAAUCUUUGGGGGUUUUGUCCUGCUGGGGCAGUCAGUGUCCAUAGACCCGAUAGCUGAUGGGCACAGGUGGGGUCUAGUCACUGAUUGCAUAUGGCGGACACAUGGACCAGUGGGCAGUUCUGAGAGUCUUAAGGUGAGUGCUGGAGAAGCAUAUUCAUUUCACAUUUAAGACUUUGGUCCUGGGGUCAAUCGUGCCUUUGUCCAGCACCGCUGAGCUUCCAGAGGAAGACAGAGAGGGAUCAUCAGGGCAAAACGGUGGGAAGUAAAAUAGAAAAGGUUUGUCUGUGCCAUUCCUGGGAGGAGUUGGGGGCUGGGGGUUCGGGACCUGGCCCAACUGGAGCUAAAGGGGAGCGGAGUAAUCUAGGAACCCUCUCCCAAUUGUGUUCAGUGCCUCUGUCAUCAUUGUUGCUGCUACCUCUUUUCUCCUUCCUCCUCUUCUUCCUCCUCCUUUUCCCACCACUUCUUUUUUCUU
Molecule: messenger RNA, 2013 nt
Organism: Dipodomys ordii (Ord's kangaroo rat)
Lineage: Eukaryota; Metazoa; Chordata; Mammalia; Rodentia; Heteromyidae
Gene: Slc35f2
Product: solute carrier family 35, member F2
Exons: 8
Coding region: 53-1186 (377 amino acids)
Biological process (GO): transmembrane transport
Cellular component (GO): membrane
Molecular function (GO): transmembrane transporter activity
Source: RefSeq, a predicted model, not a curated record